Thermothielavioides terrestris NRRL 8126 is the source of this 156-nucleotide messenger RNA. RefSeq lists its product as uncharacterized. The annotation marks the transcript as partial. NCBI's taxonomy places the organism in Eukaryota, Fungi, Ascomycota, Sordariomycetes, Sordariales, Chaetomiaceae. The record is from RefSeq and is a predicted model, not a curated record. The transcript has a single exon.
CCUUCUACUAGUCUUGUAGAUACGCCUAUUCUGUUUAUUCUAAAGAAGGGAGGCGAAUUACACUUUAUUAUCGACUAUCGUAUACUUAAUCACAUUACCUAUAAGAACUAUACUCCUAUUCCUCUAAUUAGCGAGAUCCUCAAUCGCCUAUCUUCU